AUGUUUCCGAACGCCGGAGGCGGCCCAAGUCCGGGCUUCAACUACCAGCAGGGCGGAGCCAUGAGCAGCACCAGCGGGUUUCCGAACCAAAAUGCAGCAACGAUUACGAACCAAGCAUUUGACGCCGGGAAUAACAAAAACUGCCAAUAUUUGUUCAAAUUCAUCAUCGUCGGUGACGAAGGGGUCGGGAAGACCUGUUUGCUCCUGCAAUUCACAGAUAGGAGGUACGUAACUACUUCUGUCGCUGCACAAUUCCAUUCUCGUCGAUUUUUUUGUCUCUCUGUGCUCGUUUCGCUUCUGUGAAACUGAAAGUGAGAGUGAGAUCAAAGAAAGAAAACACCACCACAACGCUGUGGAGGUCUACUGAUACUGUACUAGGUAUCGAACCCACCACGAGGUUACCGUUGGCGUCGAGUUUGGGUCCCGCGCGAUCCAGAUAGAAGGCAAGGACAUCAAGCUUCAAUGUUGGGACACAGCGGGGCAAGACCGGUUUCGAAGCAUCGUGAGGAGCUACUACCGAGGAUCGGCAGCAGCAUUGCUGGUCUACGACAUAACAAAGUACUUAUUCAAAGUGAGAGUUGGCACAAUUUACUAUCAAUUUCAUUUUCAUCUUGAAUGAUGGCCCUUUCAUUGCAUGAUCAUAUGAAGAUGCACAUCAUGUUUGCCUCCUUUUGUGUAUGCUGUUGUGCAAUUUUUUUUACUGAUCAUUUCACUUAAUUCCACCACCUCCACAGCCGCAGUUCCUUCCAACACGUGGUGUCCUGGCUGCGAGAGGCCCGAGAGCACGCGGACGCAAAUUUGACAAUCACACUGGUCGGGAACAAGAGCGAUUUGGCAGACAGGCGGCAAGUGUCCUACCAGGAGGGCUACGAUUUCGCGCAGCGGGAAAACUUGCAGUUUGUGGAAACCUCGGCCGUCACGGGGGAUAACGUAAAAAUAAAACUGUAGAGAGGAUGAACACUUGUGCAGCCUGCAGCUAAGUUCUGACUCGAAACUAGCAACAGUGCUCGCUACGUUGCAUGUGUCAGACUGUAAAAACUGGAUGUUGCCCACCUGCUUAGCAUGACCAUGACAAAUUAAUUUACCCUCUACUUCUGAUGCUCAAUAAAUAUAGGUCGAUGACACCUUCAUCCAAACCGCCAGCAUAGUCUACAUGAACGCCGUCGCGCCACUCCAUGAGCCUGGGCCAGCGGGGCCGAUGGGAGGAGCAGGACAAGUGACCGCUAAUCAGAAUCUGAACAACAUGUACCUCAUGAACAACUACGAUGGCGGAAUUAAGCUGACGGCCCAGGAUCAGAACCCCUACGGAGGCAGGCAAGACCAACGCGGCAUGCACGAACACGAAAACGACGGCUGUGCGUGUGCAUAG
Amoebophrya sp. A120 is the source of this 1369-nucleotide messenger RNA. The record is from the annotation of a GenBank genome assembly. NCBI's taxonomy places the organism in Eukaryota, Dinophyceae, Syndiniales, Amoebophryaceae.